Molecule: messenger RNA, 703 nt
Organism: Polistes canadensis
Lineage: Eukaryota; Metazoa; Arthropoda; Insecta; Hymenoptera; Vespidae
Product: protein MANBAL
Exons: 3
Coding region: 168-437 (89 amino acids)
Cellular component (GO): membrane
Source: RefSeq, a predicted model, not a curated record
UAAUUCUGCAAAUUUUGCUAUAUACAAACCGAACUUUCUGCUAUACGAUCGACUGUUGCUUAGGUUAUUGAUUUCUAUGUUAUGAUAUAUGUUUAAUAAAAAUUGAUAUCUCUCUCUCACACAAUAUUUGACAAUAUCUUAAAUAAGUUGAAAAACUCAGCUAGAGUAUGGCUGAUGCUGAUCCACAAUUGAAAUGCCUUUUACUUCCUGCUGAAGAAACGCUCUUUGAACAGAUGUUAACAUUUGGACUUUAUGUGGGAGCAAUAUUUCAAGUUAUAUGCAUAUUAGCUAUAGUCGUUUAUCAAGCAGGUAGAUCUGAUGGAGCUGCUGCAUUAAAAGAUGAUCCAAGUGAUGUUGAAUGUUCAGAAAAUAGUCCACAAGUUACUCCAAGGAAACCUCAUCGGCCACGAAAGCAAGAAAAAAAGAAGAGACGUUAAAACGAUGAGAAAAGAAAAAUAUACUAUUUGCCUUCCAUACAUAAAUGUGAAAUGCAAGUCCAUUAAAUGUUCAAUAUAAAUAUUCCAAUAUUUUUAAGGACUCUUUUUAACAUUUAUCUAUUAUAUAAUUGAUAUUAAUCUUUCACAUAAGUAUUAUAGAAAUUGUAGAAAUUAUUUUAGAUACUUUAAGUUGACAUUUAUACUGAUUUUUUUAGAAUUAUAUAAUUGUAAUAAGAAUUUAAUAAAAAAUAGAGAUUGAAAAGACA